This is a messenger RNA of Penicillium waksmanii, 1845 nucleotides long. Its product is annotated as Lectin C-type domain protein. The coding region runs from base 1 to 1845 and encodes 614 amino acids. The record is from RefSeq and is a predicted model, not a curated record. The transcript has 2 exons. NCBI's taxonomy places the organism in Eukaryota, Fungi, Ascomycota, Eurotiomycetes, Eurotiales, Aspergillaceae.
AUGUCGGCUGCUUACAACCCCGGUGCCACCCUUGACGAUGCGACUUGGGUGGCAGUCUUACUGAGUGAACGAGAUGUCGCCGGCCAAAUCCCGAUCAACUUCGUAACGAACCCAGCGGUAUCAUUAUCCUCCGCAUGUUUUGGCAAUGGCCUUUACUCUCGAGAUAAAGCAGUUGAUUGCAUCUCCAAUCUUCUCGCCGUUGGUUUCCGCCGGCUCGCCCUCGAUUUGUACUGGUCCGUGGAACGCCGGUCAUGGUCCUUUUGUCCCAUCACCAUCCCCAAGAGCGCAGACGUCUUUGUUUCAGAGGUGGAGGUGACCUCGACCACCGAGGGCCCCGAGGCAACAUCUACAGUUACAACAAGCGAUCUGGCUUCCUCAACUACUGAUGUAGAGUCAGCGACCAUCACCGCCUAUUCGGAUUCCGAUGGAGAGACUGUGUAUGAAUUGGGCCCGUACAGAUGCACCGACGACUUGGGUAUUGGCAUGAUAUCAGCUAUACUAGCUGGCCAUUUUCAAGACACAAAACGGAACCUACUGGUCUAUACUAACCAUCUCGUCUUGAAUCUCCAUGUGGCGGCCAGUGAUUCCUCCCCGACAAAGCCACCCGCCGCCGUGAAGGGAAAGGACCUACCCAAAUCGGAAUCGGAACGGGUCGGUGCGCUUCUCAAUGCGAACCUCUACGAUUAUCUCUAUAGCCCGGCACAGCUGGCUGAGGAUCGAAAGAAUCUAAACGAGUCAUGGUAUGAAGUUGAAGAAAGCUACAUGCCGAUCACGGAAUAUUUUACCAUCCAUGAGGACGAAUCCGGUCAACAGAGCACCCCGGAUGGAUGGCCGUCAGCAAAGUACAUCCAACUUGCAAAAUCAGAUCGUGUUCUUAUUGAAUACGGUUCGAUAGAUCCGCAACUAGCCGACUACAACUUGGCCAAAGAUGCGGAUGCUAUCUUUCCUCCAGGCUAUAUGACCUCGGCAGUCAACGGGUCCGCCACCGCAAAUGGUACUUUGAAAUCUGGCUGCCUCUACAAACCGAAGGCAACAGAUGUGUCCCAGGCCAACUCAUCGUGGGCCAUGUCUAGCAGAAUCCCCGUGCCUGCAGGUCUUUCCGCUGACAGCACCAUGGUAUCAUUGAAUAACCUCAUCUCCGACAUCACAGCCUGCGGCAUGUCACCCAUGCUAAACACAACCCUCUUUGGCGAAACUGCCGAUGAAGACGUCUCUCGCUAUCGCAACGUUUCCCUUGCAACCGGGUGGGCCUGGGCAGUCGGCGAGCCUGAAGGUGCCGACACCGGCGGCGGUACAAAUGACAUGCCCGCAUUUGAUCGAUGCGCAAUCGCAGACCUAUCGCUCGGCGGCCGCUGGCGCGCCACUAACUGCAGUGAGGAACGUCGAGCCGCAUGCCGAGUUGGUAACUCACCAUUCUCCUGGACUCUGUCGAAUUACCCUGCAGAAUACCGCGAAGUUGGCAACGGUUGUCCCUCCGGCUCUUCCUUUGCCGUACCUCGCACUGGUCUUGAAAACCAUUACCUUUAUGAAUACCUCAUUGACCAAGAUACAUCUAUCAUCGACCCGACCUCAACCAAUCUAUCUCGCCGCGAAGUCUACGUCAAUUUCAAUUCAAUCGAUGUUACCUCCUGCUGGGUCUCUGGUGGGCCCGACGCCACCUGCCCUUACGCGUCUAACCCGCAGCAAUUGGAGCACAAGGCGGUGAUCGUUGCUGUUGUUGCUGCGAUCAUCAUUCUGCUGGUUACCGCGUUGACGACGUUCAUCAAAUGUAAUGCGAACCGCCGUAACUCGCGCCGGCGGAAGCGUGUUAUUGAAGGAUGGGAAUACGAAGGUGUUCCUUCUUGA